Messenger RNA from Paramecium sonneborni, 743 nucleotides. The record is from the annotation of a GenBank genome assembly. Lineage: Eukaryota; Ciliophora; Oligohymenophorea; Peniculida; Parameciidae.
CUUUAUGUAGAGUACUACAAGUUAGAAAUAGGAUUCAGUUAGUUAUCAAGACAUAAUGGAAAAAGUUAGCUAAAGAAUUUCUAAGAAAGAGUAAAUAGAGAUGAAAAGAUAAUUGGACGUCAUGAUAAAUAGAGUUAAAAUGUUGGAAGUAUUUCGAUAACGAUUGUAAUUGUUCUAAGUAUUUAGAUAAGGGAAACAGAUUUAAAGCGAAAUAAAGAAUGAACAAGUGAAUAGCAUCAGAAAUCAAUAUAACGAAUACUUGAAGAAUGUAUGUUAAGAUAUCUAUUUAGUAAAGUAAACAUAAAGAAUCUAGGGAGUAAUCUCUGGAACUUUUUAGAGAAAAAACGAAGCUUUUAAAACAAUAGCAAUUUAAUCUAAAAGUUUAGAUUCGAUAAAGCGUGCAGUAAUAGAAGAAGGAAUAAUUUGAGUAAAUGAAAAAGCAAUCUCUUAAUCAUGAUAAAGUUAUUGUUCUCUAGAAGGAAAGAUCAAAAUCAUAUAAUGUUGAAAAGAAAUAAAAAGUUCAACUAUAUGAAUAACAAUAAUAAUUAAACUUAGCUAUGUAUAAAUAAUAAAAAUAAGAUUAAUUUAAAUCUUAACAUAAAAAAGCAGUACUUGAUAGCUUUAAGUAAAAGGCUUAAGACUUUAUGAAAAUUCAGUAAUUGUGGGAAUAAGAAUAAGACAUUUUAGAUAAGCUAAAUGAAUCUUAUCAUUCAAAAUUGACUUUAUCCAUGAUUAAUAACUGA